Messenger RNA from Rhododendron vialii, 1256 nucleotides. RefSeq names its product psbP domain-containing protein 4, chloroplastic. The record is from RefSeq and is a predicted model, not a curated record. Gene Ontology annotation, biological process: photosynthesis. Bases 176 to 1045 code for a protein of 289 amino acids. The transcript is spliced from 5 exons. Gene Ontology annotation, cellular component: photosystem II oxygen evolving complex; extrinsic component of membrane; photosystem II. Gene Ontology annotation, molecular function: calcium ion binding. NCBI's taxonomy places the organism in Eukaryota, Viridiplantae, Streptophyta, Magnoliopsida, Ericales, Ericaceae.
AAGCUGUACGCACCCAGUCCACGGAAUUAAAAGAUUACAAAUCUGCGCACCUCACAGCUUCUAGACCACUCUCUAGUCUCUACCAGAGAAAACACAAAAGCCUUUGUUAAGGAGUUACUGUUUUUCUUGCUUUCUUCCGACUACUUUGAAACUAUACUUCUCUGGGGGAGAGAAGAUGGGAACUACGUCCUCAUUCACGAGCUGUUGUUCUUUGUGGGCAUGUCGCCGGCAUAUCAUUCCUUCCUAUAAUAAUCGUCAUGUGGUGGUGGCUUAUUCUCUCUCUCAAAGAUUCUCCCCAACGACAAAGGCCUCUGCUUCUGCUUCUGCAUUGAGAGAAAAAGGGCACGUCGACGAGGAAGGCCGGAAUUUGGAUGGGUUUGAUUUGAAAAGAAGGCAAUUAGCCCUGCUGCUUGUGUCUGGGGUUAGUUUAAUUUCUUCUUCAGCAAUUUUGGGUUUUCCAGAAGCGGGAUUAGCAGUUGUCAAACAAGGCCUUCUAGCGGGAAGGAUUCCCGGUCUUUCUGAACCAGAUGAACAAGGUUGGAGGACGUACCGCAGACCAGAUGAGAAGUCUGGAGGGCAUGGUGUUGGAUGGAGUCCUAUUAUCCCAUAUCUUUUCUUUGUGCCUCAAGAUUGGGAAGAGGUUCCAGUCUCGAUUGCAGAUUUAGGUGGUACAGAGAUUGAUUUGAGGUUUGCCAGUUCUAAGGAAGGGCGUAUAUCUGUCAUUGUUGCUCCUGUUCUCAGAUUCGCCGAUAAUCUAGGUGAUGAUGCUACAAUCGAAAGAAUUGGAACUCCAGAGAAAGUGAUCAGUGCGUUUGGACCAGAAGUUAUAGGGGAGAAUGUAGAAGGGAAGGUACUAAGUAUGGAAGUAUCAGAACACGAUGGAAGAAAAUAUUACCAGUUUGAGUUAGAACCCCCUCAUGCUUUGAUCACAGCUACUGCAGCAGGAAAUCGACUCUAUUUGUUCAACGUAAUCGGAAAUGGUCUACAAUGGAAGAGGCACUACAAGGAUUUGAAAAAGAUAGCAGACUCUUUCCGCAUUGUUUGAUUGUGGAUGUGGUCAGCGAAACCGUUGUAGUGUAACACCUACGGCGAAGUAUACAGCAAAAAGGUGGAGGAGGAGGAGGAGAGUAUGUUAUGGAUAAGUUAGAUCAGGAAAACACAAUUGGCUUCGUUUUAAAAGUUGUACGAUUGUGAAUUAGACAAAUCCUCGGUAAGUGAAUUCUCACGUGGUUUUUUUUUUGGCCGAUUUCGGUAUA